Caenorhabditis remanei is the source of this 2118-nucleotide messenger RNA. RefSeq lists its product as uncharacterized. The transcript is spliced from 12 exons. Gene Ontology annotation, molecular function: A-type (transient outward) potassium channel activity; protein binding. Bases 1 to 2118 code for a protein of 705 amino acids. NCBI's taxonomy places the organism in Eukaryota, Metazoa, Nematoda, Chromadorea, Rhabditida, Rhabditidae. Gene Ontology annotation, biological process: protein homooligomerization; potassium ion transmembrane transport. Gene Ontology annotation, cellular component: voltage-gated potassium channel complex; membrane. The record is from RefSeq and is a predicted model, not a curated record.
AUGGCUUCGGUGGCGGCGUGGCUGCCGUUCGCGAGAGCCGCCGCAAUCGGAUGGGUUCCCAUCUCGAGACAGCCCAUGCCACAGGCCCCAGUUGCUAUUCAGGCCAAAGACCUCGCCGUCGACCAUGUAUCUGAUGAGAAACUGGCGAUUAAUAUAUCCGGACGACGGUUUGAAACGUGGAAGAACACGCUGGAGAAGUUUCCAGAGACCCUUCUCGGAUCAAACGAGAAAGAGUUUUUCUACGACGAAGACACGGGAGAAUACUUUUUCGAUCGAGAUCCAGAUAUCUUUAGACAUAUUCUCACUUUCUACAGAACUGGAAAGUUACAUUACCCCCGCCACGAAUGCCUAGUUGCCUAUGACGAAGAGCUGAGUUUUUUUGGCAUCAUGCCAGACCUCAUAUCCGACUGUUGCUACGAAGACUAUAAAGAUAAAAAACGAGAAAAUCAAGAAAGGUUAAUGGAGGAAAGAGUGGAAACAGCUGAAGCGAAUACGGCGAAACAAUCACUUCAACAGAAGAUGUGGGCUGCAUUCGAGAAUCCACAUACCUCCUCGAUAGCUCUUGUAUUCUAUUAUGUCACUGGAUUCUUCAUUGCAGUCUCAGUUCUUUGUAAUAUAGUUGAAACAAUUCCAUGCUGGUAUCAGGACAAUAUGGCAGUAACUUGUGGAGAAGCCUAUGAAGAACAAUUCUUUGUGAUGGACACAGCGUGUGUUAUUAUUUUUACGAUUGAAUACUUUUUACGGUUGUUUGCGGCGCCCGAUCGAUGUAAAUUUAUGAGAUCAAUAAUGAGUGUGAUUGAUGUGAUUGCCAUUAUGCCGUACUACGUCAGUUUAGGACUCACCGAUAAUAAGGACGUCUCCGGAUUAUUCGUCACUUUGAGAGUUUUUCGAGUAUUCCGAAUAUUCAAGUUCUCUCGUCACUCUCAAGGUCUUCGAAUUCUGGGUUACACUCUUAAAUCGUGUGCAAGUGAACUUGGAUUCCUUGUUUUCUCUCUCGCAAUGGCUAUCAUCAUAUUUGCAACAAUCAUGUAUUAUGCAGAGAAGAAGGUCGAAUCAACACGAUUCACAUCAAUUCCAUCUGCUUUCUGGUACACAAUUGUCACGCUGACAACUCUUGGUUACGGAGACAUGGUCCCUUCAACGAUAAUGGGUAAAAUAGUGGGAGGAAUAUGUUCAUUAUCCGGAGUGUUAGUCAUUGCCCUGCCCGUUCCUGUCAUCGUCAGCAACUUCUCUCGAAUCUACCAUCAGAAUCAAAGAGCUGAUAAGAGAAGAGCUCAGAAGAAAGCCCGUCUUGCUCGCAUUCGAAUCGUAAAGAACGCUUCAGGACAAGCUUUGUUCAAUAAGAAGAAGGCUCAUGAAGCUAGGAUGCAGGCGUUUGAACAGGGUCAACUCUCAUUCGAUGCCCUCCGUGACGAAGACAUCUUCGAAAUCCAACAUCAUCAUCUCCUCCAAUGUCUAGAAAAAGCGACGGAACGAGAAUUUGUGGAAUCAGAAGUGUUAUUUGAAGGUGGUCGAAAUACACCGCCGCCCAGUGAAACGGCUUCAUUGAGAGGGAAGACAAAACGCAAACGGAGAUUGUGCUGUGUCUCGAAAGAAAACGAAGAGAUGGAUGAACUGGAUCGAGAGACGCGAGUCACGUUCAAUCAGAAUCUUAAUCAGAUAUGUGAACUACCAAAAAAUGAAGACGUGGAACAUAAUCAGAAUGAUCAUCGAAGUUGUCCUGGUUGUCCAUUCUGUCCUGGAGUUCCAGCUUGUCCUGGUGGUCCUUGUGGUCCUGGCUCUCCUGGUGCUCCUGGCUCUCCUGGAAUCAAUGGCUCCGAUGGUGCAUCUUGUCCUGGAUUUCCAUCUUGUCCUGGUGCUCCUGGUUGCCCGUUGACUCCUGGUGGACCCUUUGGUCCCGGUUGUCCUGGUUGUCCAUCUUGUCCUGGUCCUCCUGGUUGUCCAUCGAGUCCAGCAUCUCCUGGUGGUCCUGGUGGAAGUCCAGCUACUCCUGGCUUUCCUGGGCGUCCUGGUUUACCAGGAUUACCAACUGGGCCAGCUGGUCCUGGAAGGCAACACCCGGAGCAUGAUCCUCCAGAGGCACCAGCAGAGGAUCCAGCAGCACCAGAAUCUCCAUAG